This is a messenger RNA of Ficedula albicollis (Collared flycatcher), 3075 nucleotides long. RefSeq names its product major facilitator superfamily domain containing 7 (gene SLC49A3). The record is from RefSeq and is a predicted model, not a curated record. NCBI's taxonomy places the organism in Eukaryota, Metazoa, Chordata, Aves, Passeriformes, Muscicapidae. Gene Ontology annotation, biological process: transmembrane transport. Gene Ontology annotation, cellular component: membrane. Bases 1 to 1353 code for a protein of 450 amino acids. The transcript has 9 exons. Gene Ontology annotation, molecular function: transmembrane transporter activity.
AUGCUGAGUUACUGUUCUGUUGGGGGUGUUCAUGCUUACCCAUUUUUGGUCUUUGUUUUGCAGCUGUGGCUGACAUUUGCUCCUGUGGCUGAUAAGACAGCUGCUUACUUCCACAUUUCCCUGGAGACAGUCAACUGGCUUUCAAUGGUGUACCUCCUCAUCUCGAUCCCAUUUGGCCUGGUGGCUACAUGGGUCCUCGACAGCGUGGGGCUCCGCUGUGCUGUGGUGCUGAGUGCAUGGCUAAACAUGGUUGGUAGCAUCACCAGGAUGUUCAGCGUUCUGAAGUUCCUGAGCUUGGGUUCCCAGAGUUACUGGUACCUGUUCAUUGGACAAUGCUUCUGUGCAUUAGCACAGCCUCUUAUCAUCUUUUCACCAACAAAGUUGGCAGCGCUAUGGUUUCCAGACCACCAGAGAGCUACAGCAAAUAUGAUUGCAUCAAUGUCCAAUCCCUUGGGCAUUCUUAUAGCAAACUUGUUGUCGCCUGCACUAGUUCCUGAAGGAAAGCACAUUCCAUUGAUGCUGGGUAUUUAUGCUGUCCCAGCAGUAACAGCCUGUGCUCUAGCAACUCUGGGGAUUCACGAGAAGGUCCCGCCAACGCCUCCGUCAGCCAGUGCCACUAACUCCAACUCACAGCCAUUCUUCACAGGGCUCAAAAUGCUCCUGAGAAACAAGCCAUACAUAAUCCUGGCAGUGUGUUUUGGAGGAGGAAUUGGGAUGUUCACCUGUUUUUCAGCUCUGCUAGAACAGAUCCUUUGUGAAAAGGGGUAUUCAAAUGAUUUUGCUGGCCUGAAUGGUGCACUGUUCACAGUCUGUGGUUUGUUGGGUGCUUUCCUGCUAGGCAUGUAUGUUGACCGGACAAGGAAGUUCAUAGAGUCCACCAAGAUUAGUUUCUGUCUGAGUGCACUUGCCAGCAUCAUGUUUGCAGUGAUUUCUCGGUUCAGACAUCAGGCCAUCAUGUUGGCCAUCACGAGUUCUCUCUUCGGUUUCUUUGGUUUUGCCAUCUACCCCAUUGCCAUGGAGCUGGCUGUGGAGUGCUCCUACCCUGUAGGAGAGGGCACGUCUACAGGCCUGAUUUUUGUUGCAAGCCAGAUUGAGGGUGUGAUUUUAAUGAUUCUUCUACAAGCUCUCACCGUCCGUGUUUCUGAGGAUCCAUUCUCCACCUGUGCCCUUGACCAGGAUGGAGCCCUAGACUGGACAACUCCAGUACUGGUGCUGGCUGGCCUCUGCAGUGGGAUGGCUUGCUUCUACGUCAUCUUCUUCCACACUGACUACAAGCGGCUCCAUGCUGAGAUAAUCAGUGCUGAUUUGGCCAAGGCAGAAGAUGCAGCAACAGCACAUGUUCCUGAAUCCUAAAAAGGGCAAAAAGGGGAUGCCAAGAAUCAAGGACUCAGAGGACCAAUCCUGAGCUGGUACACUGAGAUAUCCGUGUCACAUUGCACAAAAAGCAAGGACUAGAGCAAAUAGCACCUUUGCUGUGCAUCUCUCAGUCUUCUGUUUUUUUGGGGAUCUGGGCUGUUAAGAAUGGCUGUCCUGCCAGAAAGGUCAAAGGUGGCAAUGGACAAUUAUGCACUAGAAUUUUUUAUGCACUAUGAACUAGAGUUUUUGGCUGACUUGAUUCAAGCUAAAGAAAUGUCACAGUGGAGGGUAGCACUGUAUUUCAGCCAUUUUUAAAUUUUAAUGUACAUGGAUCAAGGGUGAAGGUUUCAGAGAGAUGUAAGAUGUGCCUACCACAAACCCAGUGGAAAACUUCUAUUUAGGGACUGUGGUACAGCAUAACCACUCAUGUUGGAGCUAAUUGUGCCUUUUAGCUAAAGGGCAGUAGAACCUAGAGCAUCCUUUCAUUCCAGUGGGGAUAUGUAUGUAUGUAUGUGAUCUGUAAAUACAAGUCUGUUACAGUGAGUCACUUUGUCUUCUACAAGAAAAGAAAAGCCUUGCCUGAAGUGCUAUCUAUAAAAGAAAAUAUCAGUAAGCAGCAAAAGUUAAAUACAGCAGCAUUUUUCACCCCUCUGAUUCCUUGCUAAAUGCUGAGACAUUAAGGAUUAGCUUGUUUUACUUGGGAUUCUGUUUCUUCACCUCUCUUGCAAUUUCAGUGGUUUAAGUUUUCCACAGAAAGAUGAACCUGCUGAUUUAGUCUUAGACCAAUGUGAUGCUCUCUUAUAGACCCUCACUCUUUGGGCAAUGACACAGUAGUGUCAUUGGUGGGAACUGGCAGAAGAACUGACAAAGGCGACACUUUAGUGUAAGGACUUGUCAUAAGUUUCUGCAAGUGCCAGGGGCUUUGGGGAGGAGACCAAGUAAGAAACAAUGUCAACAAACACCUUCCACGAUCCAUCUCUGCAACUGACAUCUGUUCUUUAGUGUUAGAUGAGAAGGAAAGUGACACAAAAGAUCCCAUUUGGAGUUCAGUUACACUGACAAUUACAAUGGAUACGACUGGAUUUUUCAUUUUACAGUACUUCCACAGCAGUGUAAUGUCUUGCUCUGGAGUUCAGGUCUAGGUGUACUACAUGAGAAAUUCUUACUUUAUAACACUUAUGUGGUAAAAACAUUUAGAUGGUUGGGAUUUUGUGAUGCUUCCUGGUAUAUGUAUUUCAAGGGAAUCUGAGUGUUUGAACCUGUGACUAGCUUUAUCCGGUCCAGCUAGAAGAUGAUCCCAAUGCCAAGAGCACACUGUCCCUGAGGAACACUGUACAAAGGAGCUCUCUCAGUGCCUGAAUUCUCUUCCCCAUUAGCAACUGGAAGGCUCUCCCUUUGUAAAACACCUGUUUGCAUCCUUCUAAGGAGCCCGCACAUUCCCACAGCUCCAGCCUUGCUAUCACUCGUAAACACUGAUGUUUGUCAAAAGGAGCAGGAAAGAAGUCUGAAACCAAAGUGGAACAAGAUUGUUUAAACCUGUCAGAGGAAUGAGAUUAGCAUCUUUUGCAAAACUAGCCAGUUCUGCAGCCCUGGAACUAACACACCAAACAGAUUAAUGCCAAAUUUACCUGCCAUUUCUGAAUUCCACUGUAGUGGGAAGCAACAAGCACUUGAUACUUUAUAAUUUUAUAGAAUUACAGAUGUUUAUGUUUCUUAAUA